This is a messenger RNA of Marasmius oreades (fairy-ring Marasmius), 842 nucleotides long. RefSeq lists its product as uncharacterized. The coding region runs from base 79 to 741 and encodes 220 amino acids. Lineage: Eukaryota; Fungi; Basidiomycota; Agaricomycetes; Agaricales; Marasmiaceae. The transcript is spliced from 5 exons. The record is from RefSeq and is a predicted model, not a curated record.
CUCGCACCCACGCUGCUCCACCAUAAAUACACCCGCUUUGCGAUCUCUCAACCCCAUCAACGUCUCUUCAUUUCCAUUAUGUCUCAAGUCACCUUAUACUCUAAUCCCACCCCCAACGGUGUACCCGUUUCCAUCUUUCUAGAGGAGCUCGGGGUCCCCUAUGAAGCCAUCAGAAUGUCUAUUUCAGACAACGACAUUGGGAAAGUUGACAAACAGGUGAAAUCGCCUUGGUUCUUGGAAAUCAACCCCAACGGCCGUAUUCCUGCCAUUACCCACAACGGAUUCAACGUCUUCGAGACAAGUGCCAUCCUUCUUUAUCUUCAGGCCGAGUUCGAUAAGGAGAACAAGUUCGGAUUUAGUCCUACCAAGGACCCGAAGGAGUACAGUCAGGUGUUACAAUGGUUGUUUUUUGCACACGGAGGUGUAGGCCCUAUGCAAGGUCAAGCUAAUCACUUCAAUUUGUAUGCACCGGAGAAGAUCCCAUACGCUCAGAACCGUUACCUCAAUGAAACCAAGAGGCUUUAUUCCGUACUCGAGUCUCGUUUAUCGAAACACAAGUAUCUGGUCGGUGAAAAGUAUACGAUCGCUGAUAUCAAGACCCACGGAUGGAUACGUCGCGCCUCAGUUCUCGGAAUUGACGUGAGCGAGUGGCCUGGUCUGAAGGAUUGGUUGGAUCGGAUUGAAAGUCGCCCUGCGGUUAAGAAAGGCGUAACGGUGCCCGCCGCUGAACCGGCCCAGUGAAAGAAUAGAGCUGUACGAGUAGUGACUAGUGAGAGUUCAAUGUAAAUUUGAUCGUGGCGCGUCGGGAGAAUUCAGCUGAAAUGCUUUGAGCGAUACCUGCA